Molecule: messenger RNA, 1218 nt
Organism: Torulaspora delbrueckii
Lineage: Eukaryota; Fungi; Ascomycota; Saccharomycetes; Saccharomycetales; Saccharomycetaceae
Gene: BUR2
Product: Bur2p
Exons: 1
Coding region: 1-1218 (405 amino acids)
Biological process (GO): positive regulation of DNA-templated transcription, elongation; regulation of transcription by RNA polymerase II
Cellular component (GO): nucleus; cyclin/CDK positive transcription elongation factor complex
Molecular function (GO): cyclin-dependent protein serine/threonine kinase activator activity
Source: RefSeq, a predicted model, not a curated record
AUGAGUAAUCCAGACGGUACUUCAUCGACGAAUGCCAUGAUGCGCAGUUCACAAAGUGCAUCGAUGGAUCGAUCGAAAUCGAGCAAUCAUGGAGAGACUAAAGCGGAAUUCAACUCUAGGCUACUUUGGCCUGAUAUGAUAAAAAUACCUGUGAAUCCAUGGACAUUCACUUGUAAAGAAGUCAUCGAGAAAUUGGGAAGUAAUCCACAGGUAACAGCUGAGAUGAAACGAUGCAUGGAAAAGUGCUUAAUUUAUUUCUACACAGCGAAGAAGAAACUAAACCUAUUCGAUCACACUUAUACCGCAGCGUGUAUCCUUUUCUUCAGAUAUUGGUAUGUCUACGGCUUACCGAACACAUUAACGGACUGUAUUCACAUCUCCCAGGCUAUUUUAGUGACAGCUUGUAAGACAAUGGAGAACAACAGACCAAUCGAGGCAUACGUAAAGAUUACCUGCGAAUUCUUAGUCAAGGAUUUGAAUGGUUUAAGAUCAAAGCAGAACAUGGAUAAAGUGAAAUGGGAUGUAAGAGAUAGAUUGGUAGAAAACGAGAAAAAAAUAUUGUGCUCGUUCGGAUUUGACUUGAAUAUUGAAAAUCCCAAGGAAUUGGUCGAAGAUAUGUUCAGCGGUUACUAUCGUUUAAACAGAGACUAUGACCUACCCGAAGAUUUCAAGCAAGUCUUCCCAAAGAUUUUGCAAGAAGCAAGGAAUUUCAUCGUACAAGCAGUUACACAGCCGGUGUCCCUGCUGUGUGAUGGCUACACAUUCGUCGCACUGGCUCUUAUAUAUUGUGGUCUCCAGUAUAAGAAGCUUGUCGACGACAAGUUCCAAUUUCCCGUCAACUUCUUUUCUAGGAAAUUCCCGACGCAAGUCACUGCUCAAAGGUUCGAAGAUAUAUUCACUGACUACCGCAUCAUAGAGGAAAAUUUCUUCGAUUUAAAGAGUAACAAGAGGGAGAAACUGGAGAUCAGUGCUUCUGACAUCAACAGCAUCAUCCAGGAACCAACAGGACCAACGGAACCCACAGAAAACCCCGAUGAAAUUUCAAAUCCUUAUGAUUACAAAUUGAUAAAAUCUGGUGAAGUGAGGCAAGAGCUAAUGGAUCAUAUAGAGAAGAGAAUUCAGGAACAAUAUGAGAAGGUUAUCUUGGAGUCCAAGAAACGAUCAUCUCCAGAAAACUUGUCCGAAGUGGAACCAACCGCAAAGAAGCCCAAAGUAUGA